Molecule: messenger RNA, 4245 nt
Organism: Hansenula anomala
Lineage: Eukaryota; Fungi; Ascomycota; Saccharomycetes; Phaffomycetales; Wickerhamomycetaceae
Gene: CHD1
Product: chromatin-remodeling ATPase CHD1
Exons: 2
Coding region: 1-4245 (1414 amino acids)
Biological process (GO): regulation of transcription by RNA polymerase II; nucleosome organization
Cellular component (GO): nucleus; chromatin
Molecular function (GO): histone binding; ATP binding; ATP hydrolysis activity
Source: RefSeq, a predicted model, not a curated record
AUGGCUCCUGCUGAGUUUGAUGAAGAAGUGUUGGAGAAUCCUGAGUUGUAUGGAUUGAGAAGAUCAGGUAGAGCCCAUGUGAAACCAACAAGUUUCGAAGAGAGUGAUGUAUCUGAUGAUGAUGACGAUGAGAUAUCAAAACCUAAAAGAAAGAAGAAACAAAUAGAUACAUAUAGUGAAGAUGAAGAAGAAGCUCAAGAAGCUGAUGAUCAAGAUGGAUUUGAUGAUGAAGAAGAUGAUGACGAUGAAGAGUUUGGUGCUCCAAAGAAAUCUAAAUCCAAACUCAAAAAGAGACGGAAAGUUCACAAGAAACCAAAAAUUUCAACACAACAGGAAGAGGUUAGAUUCAGUUCGAGAAAUAGCAAGGCUAUUAACUAUCAAGUUGAUGAAGAGGAUGAUGCUGAUUUACUUGUGAGUGAUGAUGAUGAAGAUAACUAUUAUUAUUAUGACACAAAUACAGAAACUACACCUGUACCUGAUAAUGGUGUUGAUCUUGUCAUUGAUCAUCAAUUAAUUGAUCCAGAAAAUGAACCAAAUGCAUUUAGAGACUUGGCUCAAGCUAAAAAGGAUUAUAAAUUUCUUAUCAAAUGGACAGGAAAAUCUCAUAUCCAUAACACUUGGGAACAAUAUUCAAAUCUUGUGGGCUUGAAGGGUAUUAAAAAAGUUGAUAAUUAUAUCAAACAAUUUAUAAUAUUGGAUUACCAAAUAAGACAUGACCCAUUAACAACAAGAGAAGAUAUAGAAGCUAUGGAUAUUGAAAGAGAUAGAAGAUUGGAUGAAAUUGCAGAAUAUAAAAACGUUGAAAGAGUUAUCGAUUCUGAAAGAUCUGUUAAUGAUGACGGUGACGAAGAAUUGAAAUAUUUUGUCAAAUGGAGAAGAUUAAACUAUGAUGAAGCAACUUGGGAAUUGGCUGAAACUAUUGUACAGAUUGGUCCAAAUGAAGUUAAACAAUUCCAACAACGUUUAAAUUCCAAGAUAUUACCUUCUUUAUCUUCAAGUUAUGGUUCACAGCGUCCAAGAUUUGAAAAAUUAGUUGUUCAACCUAAAUUCAUUAAAAAUGGUGAAUUAAGAGAUUUCCAAUUGACUGGUUUAAAUUGGAUGGCUUUCUUAUGGUCAAGAAAUGAAAAUGGUAUUUUGGCUGAUGAAAUGGGGUUGGGUAAAACUGUUCAAACUGUUAGUUUCUUAAGUUGGCUUAUCUAUGCUAGAAGACAAAAUGGUCCUCAUUUAGUUGUUGUUCCAUUAUCAACUAUUCCUGCUUGGCAAGAGACUUUUGAAAAAUGGUCCCCAGAUUUAAAUUGUGUUUAUUACUUGGGUAAUACAGAAGCUAGAAAAACCAUUAGAGAUUAUGAAUUUUAUAAUAACAAGAAGAUAAAAUUCAAUGUUUUGUUGACAACUUAUGAAUACAUUUUGAAAGAUGCUAAUGAAUUGGGUUCAGUUAAAUGGCAAUUCUUGGCUGUUGAUGAAGCUCAUAGAUUGAAAAAUGCAGAAUCUUCAUUAUAUGAAUCAUUAAAUGCCUUUAAAGUUAGUAACAGAUUGUUGAUCACAGGUACUCCAUUACAAAACAAUAUAAAAGAAUUGGCAGCCUUGGUGAAUUUCUUGAUGCCGGGGAAAUUUCAAAUUGAUGAAGAGAUUGACUUUGAAUCUUCAGAUAAUGAUCAAGAAACUUAUAUCAGAGAUUUACAAAGUAAAUUGAAACCAUUCAUUUUAAGACGUUUGAAAAAAGAUGUUGAAAAAUCUUUACCAUCCAAAACUGAACGUAUCUUAAGAGUUGAAUUAUCUGAUUUACAAACUCAAUAUUAUAAGAAUGUCUUGACCAAGAAUUAUGCAGCUUUGAACCAAGGUUCAAAAGGUGGACAUGUUUCAUUGUUGAAUGUCAUGAGUGAAUUGAAGAAAGCCUCGAACCAUCCUUAUCUUUUCGAUAAUGCUGAAGAACAAGUUUUAGCGAAAUUUGGUACUUCAACUAAUGGUGGGUUCCAUUCAAGAGAAGAUAUCUUGAGAGGUAUGAUCAUGUCAUCAGGUAAAAUGGUGUUGUUGGAUAAAUUGUUGACACGUUUGAAAAAAGAUGGUCAUAGAGUUUUGAUCUUUUCUCAAAUGGUUAGAAUAUUAGAUAUUCUUGGUGAUUAUCUGUCAAUUAAAGGUAUCAAUUUCCAAAGAUUAGAUGGUACUGUUCCUUCAGCACAACGUCGUAUUUCUAUUGAUCAUUUCAACGCUCCAGAUUCUUCAGAUUUUGUGUUUUUAUUAUCCACCAGGGCUGGUGGGUUGGGUAUCAAUCUUAUGACUGCUGAUACUGUUAUUAUCUUUGAUUCGGAUUGGAAUCCUCAAGCUGAUUUGCAAGCCAUGGCUAGAGCUCAUAGAAUUGGUCAAAAGAAUCAUGUUAUGGUUUAUAGAUUUGUUAGUAAGGAUACAGUUGAAGAGGAAGUUUUGGAAAGAGCUAGAAAGAAGAUGAUUUUAGAAUAUGCAAUUAUUUCAUUGGGUGUCACUGAUGGAACUAAUAGAUCUAAAAAGAAUGAACCCUCAACUGGUGAAUUGAGUGAAAUCUUGAAAUUUGGUGCCGGUAAUAUGUUUAAAGCUAGUGAAAACCAAAAGAAAUUAGAAGAUUUGAACUUGGAUGAUGUUUUGAAUCAUGCUGAAGAUCAUAUCACCACACCUGAUUUAGGUGAAUCUAAUCUCGGUGGUGAAGAAUUCUUGAAACAAUUUGAAGUUACAGAUUAUAAAGCUGAUGUUGAUUGGGAUGAUAUUAUUCCAGCUGAAGAAUUGGCCAAACUGAAGGAAGAUGAAAAGAAACGUUUAGAAGAACAAUAUAUCCAAGAGCAAAUGCAAAUGUACUCAAGAAGACAAGCUGUCAUGAAAAAUAUGCAAAGAACAAAUACUUUUGAGGAAGAUGAAGAUGAUAGUGAAUCAACCAAGAAGGCUAAUAGAAAGAAGAAGGCUGAUUAUAACAAGAUUACCGAAAAGGAAAUCAGAGCUAUCUAUAGAUCUAUUAUGAAGCUUGGUGAUAUAUCAAACAAAUGGGAAGAUUUGAUUAAUGAAGGUACAUUACCUGAAAAUAAAAAUCCAGAUUUGUUCCAAAAAUGUUAUGAUGAAUUGGUUGAAAUUUCAAAAGAUUUGGUCAAGAAGGAAGAGGAACGUCGUUCAAAAGUAUUGGCAAAGAUGGAGAAGGAAGCAUUGGAACAUAAAGAGAAGAUUGAUAAAGGUGAAGUUGAAAAUAAGGAUGGGAAAAAUCCAAUGUUGUUAUGGAUGCUGAAACGUAAAGAACGUAAAGCCAUUCUGUUUGAGUACCAAGGUGUUAAGAGUUUGAAUGCUGAACUGAUAUUAUCAAGACCACAAGAUCUUAAAUUGGUUCAUGAUGCUAUUGCAAGUUUUGAUGAUCCAUUACACUUCAAGUUUAACAGCACUAUUAAACCAGUUUAUGGCUGGACUUCUAACUGGACCCAACAUGACGAUGAAAUGCUGGUUGUUGGUAUUGAUAAAUAUGGAUAUGGUUCUUGGAUUCAAAUCAGAGAUGAUCCUUUCUUAGGUUUAAGUUCCAAGAUGUUUUUGAAUGAAGUUAAUUCAAAAGACUCAAAAGAUGAUAAAAACACCAAGAAAGUCCCAGGAGCUGUUCACUUAGGUAGAAGAGUUGAUUAUUUGAUUUCAGUCUUGAAAGGUGGUGACGAUGAUAACACUGGAGGUAAUACACCAAACCCAUCUACACCAAAUGAACCAAAGAAGAGAACAAGAAAACCAAGAGCUGAAGGUUCUGCUAAACCAGGUCCAAAACCAAAAGGUGUUACUGGUGCCGGUUCAAGAUCAAGAACUCCAGAUUAUCCAAAGGUUACUAAACGUGGGAAGAAACCAGAAUCUGCUGCUUCAACUCCAAAUCCUGAACAUCCAGAAAAGAAACAUCCAAAGAAGCCUGCUGCUGCAUCAGCUCCAACUAAGAAAGUUGAUGAAGGUUAUGAAAGUAUGGAUGAACAAUUGUGUAAAGAUACUUUGAGUCCAAUGCGUCAUUCCUUGAAAAGAUUAAAUAAAGGUGCUACUGGAUUGGAUCGUAAGGAAUGGGCAAAGAUUUUGAAAACAGAAUUGAUCAAUGUUGGUGAUUUCAUUAAUAAGACAGUGAAGAAAGGUGAUGUUAAAGAUGAAGAUAAAUUUAAGAAACAUUUAUGGUUUUAUACUUCCCAUUAUUGGCCAGCUAAAGUUAAAAGUACUCAAAUUAAAUCAAUGUAUCAAAAAUUGAAAGAUAGUUCAGGUCCUGAAGGGAAAUAA